Molecule: messenger RNA, 2597 nt
Organism: Melospiza melodia melodia
Lineage: Eukaryota; Metazoa; Chordata; Aves; Passeriformes; Passerellidae
Gene: SZRD1
Product: SUZ RNA binding domain containing 1
Exons: 5
Coding region: 1-723 (240 amino acids)
Source: RefSeq, a predicted model, not a curated record
AUGUCUCACAGGGAAAGCACGCCCAAAGUGAGGGAAAACACCUCAAAAUUGAAAACACAAAAAGAAACACCUCAAAAUGAAAGGAAAUCGCCUCACGCCCUCGCCCUGGGCCGGGUCCUCCCGGCCGCCAGGGGGCGCUGUGGUGCCGCUCCCCGCCGCCGCUUCCCGCCCUUUCCGCGCGCUGCGCGUGCGUUGCCGGGCGCGGGCCGGCGGGCGGCGCGCGCAUGCGCGGGCGCGCGGGCCCGGCGGCGGACGGGAAUUAAAAUGGAAGAUGAGGAGGUCGCGGAGAGCUGGGAGGAGGCGGCCGACAGCGGGGAAAUAGACAGACGGUUGGAAAAGAAGCUGAAGAUCACACAGAAGGAAAGCAGAAAGUCCAAAUCUCCUCCCAAAGUGCCCAUCGUGAUCCAGGACGACAGCCUUCCCGCGGGGCCGCCGCCGCAGAUCCGCAUCCUGAAGCGGCCCACGAGCAACGGCGUGCUGAGCAGCGCGCACCCCGCCAGCCGCCCCGCCUUCCCCGUCAAAUCGCUGGCACAGCGCGAGGCCGAGUACGCCGAGGCCAGGAAACGCAUCCUGGGCAGCGCCAGCCCCGAGGAGGAGCAGGAGAAACCCAUCCUGGACAGGCCGCCGCGGAUCUCGCAGCCCGAGGACAGCCGGCAGCCCAACAAUGUGAUCCGGCAGCCGCUGGGCCCCGAUGGCUCGCAGGGCUUCAAGCAGCGCAGAUAGAGGCGGAGGCGCCGUUCCGCCGGCACGGACACACGGACCCAGGCCUGGGGACCUCCCGGGGUGAUUUGCACUGUGACCCUUUUGCUCUGCCCACUGUGACCUUCAGCCCCACGCACUGUGACCUCCCCUCUCCACCCACUGUGAGCGGCCGUGGCGGCAGGGCUGUCCCCCCGUGCGGCCGGGGGACACGAGGGGCCGUGCCACGCUCGGCCGGGCGCAGGGAGUCGUGCGUGUCCCACUCGGGUCGGAGCGAGCGCCAGCAAUAACGUUUGUUGUACUCCAAACCUGGCAUUUAAGGAAAAGAAAAAAAAAAAAAAAACAAAACAAAACAAAAAAAAAAGAUGGGAAGCCUCCCCAGCCGCGCAUGUUGUCCUCAUCACUUCCGGAACGAGUUCUGUUUCCGAGGAUUUUAGGUUCUUUUAUUUGGUUUUCUGUUUGUUUUCUGUAUCUUGGAUCGGCGGAGUGCGUGGGAAGGGUUUGAGCCGUUUGUUUGAGUCCAGAGAGGUAGCUGAGUGUUCCAAAGGGAAUUCCAAUGGAUUUCCAUGAAUGUGAUGGCUUGGGGAUGACAAGCUCAUGUUUCUCCUUCUCCAUUUCCACUGCCAUGGAAGCGAACUCCUGGAUACCCCCAGGUACCUUGGAGUCGGACCCAGUUCACAUCCUGCUCCUGUUAAAGCUUGGCUCCGAUUCCCUGCUGGCUUUGAGGAGAAGCUUAAAACACAUCCUUUAUGGGUUCUUUUGUGUUUGGGGAGAAGGGAAUGCAGAGUGACCCCGUGCAAAUGCCUGCUGUCCGGCCAUGGAGGGCCGGGCAGUGAAGAAUUAGGGAGAUGUGAGGAGGAGGAGGAGAGGCUCCGGCGCCGCUGCGGCUCUGACGUUGGGCAGUGGGAUAUCCCGAGGGGCCGAUAUCCCGAGUGGGAUAUCCCAGCGGCGGCGCAGGGACGGUACGAGCUCUCCUGGAAUGGCAGACCUGGGAACCAGACCAGCCUUGGGGAAAGCCUGGAUGAUCCCCACAUCUCGCUGGAGGCAGCAAAGCUUCAGAGAAGGGAUCGUCCUGCUCCGGCUCCCGGGAAGAGGAUGGGGAGGCUGCUGCUCCCCAGGAACGGAGAUGUUCCCCCGUGGGUGAAGCUGAGGAUCACUCGAUAUCAAGGGAUUGGAUGAACACUAAAUGCUCUUCCUGGAGGGCCAGGACCUGGAGACCUGGGUGGUUCCUGAUGGAUCCUGCAUCCAGGUGCUGCCUUCAGCAGGUUCAAGGGGGAACGAGCCAAUCUUGACGUGCACGAAAAGCCCUGUGUGGAAAUGAGGCUGAAAUCCCACAGAAACGGGAAAAUAGAAACUACCUGUGUAUCCAACCCCCGGUUCCGGGUGGGGCAGGAUUGCCCCGGGAUUCCCCCUGGGAUCCCGGGGACUUUUGGGGGAUCUCACUCAUCCCCUGAGCCUGGGGGCCGGGAUGAGCUCCGGGAGGGAGCGGGAGGGAGAAGGCCGUCAGCAAUAACUGUAGUCACUGCGCCUUUCCUUAAUUAUUCCUAAAAAUAGCAUAGAAUAGCCAAAAACCUCCCAAAUCCGCCGGAUUUCUGGUGCCUCAUCGCUGCCUCCUUCGUGGCCGGCACCGAGAUCCCAGCUCCGGCACCGAAAUCCCCUUUUCCAGCACUGAAAUCUCCUUGUCCGGCGCCAGGACUCGGUGCCCAGGACACGUCCCGCCCGCGGGCAGGGCUCGGCGGCGUUCCUGUGGGAAGCGCCUUCAUCCCCAGGAGGGGGAGGAUGGACGCGGUACCCGCGUGUUUCUGCUCCCCCCAGAAAACAAAAAAACAAAAAAAAAACGUGCGCCGGAAAGAAAACGUUUUAUAAAUUGUAUUUUAAAUAAAUGUCUUUAAACUUUU